AUGUUUUUCCUUUGUAGGUGUUACUCAAGUAUUGGGAAAGUUCAAGAUGCCUUUAUAUCUUACAGGCAAUCCAUUGAUAAAUCAGAAGCAAGUGCAGAUACCUGGUGUUCAAUAGGAGUCCUCUAUCAACAGCAGAAUCAGCCUAUGGAUGCCUUACAGGCUUAUAUUUGUGCUGUACAGUUGGACCAUGGGCACGCAGUAGCCUGGAUGGACUUGGGCACUCUUUAUGAGUCUUGCAGCCAACCAGGAGAUGCCAUUAAAUGUUACUUAAAUGCAACUAGAAGCAGUUGUAGUAAUACUUCUACACUUGCAGCAAGAAUUAAGUUUUUACAGGCUCAGUUCUGUAACCUUCCACAAAGUAGUCUACAGAAUAAAACUAAAUUACUUCCUAGUAUUGAGGAGGCAUGGAGCCUACCAAUUCCCGCAGAGCUUACCUCCAGGCAGGGUGCCAUGAACACAACACAGCAGAAUGGUUCUGAUUACUGGAAUAGUGGACAAACUGUUUCAUAUAAUCCAGUAGAGCAACAAAUUCAUACACAGUGUUGGACACCACAAAAACUACAGCAGUUGGAACAUCUGCGUGCAAAUAAAGAUAAUUUAAAUCCAACACAGAGACUGAUGCUGGACCAGCUGGAAAGUCAGUUUGCCUUAAUGCAGCAACAAGAAUUGAGACAGACAAGAGUUGCUCAAGUACAAACUACUGGAAUUUUUAAUGGGCCAAUAUCUGACUCGACUGACUACAAAUCUGUAGAGAAACCACAUGUUUCUCUGACCAGAAUACCUAGCAUCUGUCAACUUAGUUUUACUUCUCUUUUUUUGUAUGGAAAAGCCUUGUCUAAUGUAAAUUUUUCUGUAGGCUGCAUUCCUUUCACCACAUCACAAAUUGUAAGAAUUACAAACAAUUUGGUGGGCAAUAUUUAUAUAAACAGAAGUAGAAGUAAUGGAUAUGUGCCUUACUUGCAGCAAAACAUACUUAAUCUACCUCAUAUCUGCAAAAACCAGACCAGCAGUACAAGAGAGCCAUUGAGAAAACAACUUUCUAAUUCUGCUCAGGGUCUUCAUAAAGGUCAAAGUUCAUAUCUGACAGGAUUUAAUAAUGAACAACCUUUAUUUUCCACUGAGUCCAACAAAUAUCUUCAGACAUCUAAGAUUGUGAAGAACCAGAAUGGACAUCACUCUCUUCCAGCAACACAAGAGGAUGUUCUUAAUCAUCUCUCCUUGCACUCUCAUAUUGCUACCUCAGGUGAACAAAAAGACAUUGCCUUAGUCAAAGAGAGCAAGCCUUCAAGAAAAAGAUCCUUGGGGUCUGAAACAAGUAUGCAUCCUGGAAACACAUCAAAUAGUUGUCCUGGUAUCAAGAGACUUUCUAAUUAUGUCCAUCAGAUGACAGGAGUUGCUGGUCCUAACUGUGGAGAUUUUGUUUCACCAAAUUUAGCAAUUGAAGAUAAAAAUCAUCAGCUAUCUUCCUUGUUUGCUAAAAAUGCCAAUGACAAUAUGGAUACUGGAACUUGUGACAAAGUCAGUAAUUGUUAUCCAGCUAUUCAUAUAAAGACUGAUAAUUAUGUUUUCUCUUCACCCUCUUCAUCCGUUUCUAUAGCAACAUCUCCAAUGUCCACUGACCAGACUAAUAUACACACUGUUACCAACUUCAGCAGUCCUCCUAAUGGGUUACCCAUAAUUAAUGGAGAAGAACUAGAGAAUUCACAGACGUCUAUAAAUGUUGAUCUGCCUAGAGUUAAUCAUAAAUCACAUCCUCAGAUACCAUCAAUGUCUGUGUCUAUAUAUUCCAAUUCAGCAGAAGUUCUGAAGGCAUGCAGGAACGUAGGUAAAAAUGGUUUGUCUAAUAGUCAUAUUUUGUUGGAUAAAUGUCCGCCUCCAAGACCACCAACUUCACCAUACCCUCCCUUGCCAAAGGAGAAGCUGAAUCCACCCACACCUAGCAUUUAUUUGGAAAAUAAGCGUGAUGCUUUCUUUCCUCCAUUACAUCAAUUUUGUACAAAUCCAAAAAACCCUGUUACAGUAAUUCGUGGUCUUGCUGGAGUUCUUAAAUUAGAUCUUGGACUUUUCUCUACCAAAACUUUGGUAGAAGUUAACAAUGAACAUAUGGUAGAGGUGAGAACACAAUUACUGCAACCAGCAGAAGAAAACUGGAAUCCCACUGGAACAAAGAAAAUUUGGCGUUAUGAAAGUAAUAGCUCACACACUACAAUUGCUAAGUAUGCACAGUACCAAGCCUCCUCCUUCCAAGAAUCAUUGCGGGAAGAAAAUGAAAGAAAAACCCAACUUAAAGACUAUUCAGAUAAUGAAUCUAUAUCUUCAGAAAAUUCUGGGAUGAAGAGAAAAGGACCUUUCAAAACCAUAAAAUCUGGAAUCAACAUUGACCUUUCUGAUAAUAAAAAAUGGAAGUUGCAGUUACAUGAACUGACUAAACUUCCUGCUUUUGUACGUGUUGUAUCAGCAGGAAAUCUUCUAAGCCAUGUUGGUUAUACCAUAUUGGGCAUGAAUACAGUUCAACUAUAUAUGCAAGUUCCAGGAAGUAGAAUACCAGGUCACCAAGAAAAUAAUAAUUUCUGUUGUGUUAAUAUAAAUAUUGGUCCUGGUGAUUGUGAAUGGUUUGUUGUGCCUGAAGAUUAUUGGGGAGUUCUGAAUGACUUCUGCGAAAAAAAUAAUUUAAAUUUCCUAAUGAGUUCUUGGUGGCCUAACCUGGAAGACCUGUAUCAAGCAAAUGUUCCUGUGUAUAGAUUUAUUCAGCGACCUGGAGAUUUGGUCUGGAUAAAUGCUGGCACUGUGCAUUGGGUUCAGGCUAUUGGAUGGUGUAACAACAUUGCGUGGAAUGUUGGUCCACUCACAGCCUGUCAGUAUAAACUGGCUGUAGAACGCUAUGAAUGGAACAAAUUGCAAAAUGUGAAGUCUGUAGUACCUAUGGUUCAUCUUUCCUGGAAUAUGGCACGAAAUAUCAAAGUUUCGGAUCCCAAGCUUUUUGAAAUGGUUAAGUAA
Messenger RNA from Dipodomys spectabilis (banner-tailed kangaroo rat), 2997 nucleotides. Its product is annotated as lysine-specific demethylase 6A-like. The record is from RefSeq and is a predicted model, not a curated record. Gene Ontology annotation, biological process: heart development; regulation of gene expression. Gene Ontology annotation, cellular component: MLL3/4 complex. Lineage: Eukaryota; Metazoa; Chordata; Mammalia; Rodentia; Heteromyidae. Gene Ontology annotation, molecular function: RNA polymerase II cis-regulatory region sequence-specific DNA binding; protein binding; chromatin DNA binding.